Adineta ricciae is the source of this 2187-nucleotide messenger RNA. Lineage: Eukaryota; Metazoa; Rotifera; Eurotatoria; Adinetida; Adinetidae. The record is from the annotation of a GenBank genome assembly.
AUGUCAACGGAAUAUCUCGUCAAUGAACAACAAGAUUGUUCGACAACACAUGAAACUACAUCGGCAAAUGGCCACUAUAGUUCCUUGACGUCAACGUCGAAUUCUCAACAAACGACAUCUUCAUUGAGUCAAGCGAAUGAAACUCAUACACAAGAACUUUUGGAUGAAGCAUUGGAUAGUGUGAAGAAUGUUUUAAUGCAAACAUUCAAAAAAAAUCUCGAAUCCGGUGGUGAUCUGAUUGCUUUGAAAAACACAUUAGGUUCGGAUGAAGUUGCUGAAGUUUUUCUUGCAAAAUUAAAACAAUCACUUAAACGUGAUCAUGAAAACGAAUCGAAGACUCAAGAUACGCAUAUGGAAGUCGAUAAUGGUUUAUCUCAAAGUUCAACAGUAUCUUCACCUUCGAAUACUAUGGUGUCACCCAUAAUGAAUAAAACGGCUUCUCCGUCAUCACCACAAACCACGCCAACGAACAAUAAACGAAAGUCUUCCACCACAUUGACAAAUCCAAAUCGUUUCGAUGGGACAACCGAGGAGGAACUAUCUCAACGUGUUCUUCAGGAUAUUCUCCAGCCGAAUCUUGAUAUUGUCUUUGUCGGAGUCAAUCCAAGUCUUUAUGCUGUGCACAAGGGACAUCAUUAUGGUGGACCAGGAAAUCAUUUUUGGAAAUUAUUACAUAUGUCUGGUUUAAUACCAGAUGUGUUGAAUGCAAAUGAUGACUAUCGUAUGCUACAGUAUGGAAUUGGUUUUACAAAUAUUGUACAAAGACCAUCGAAAGCAGGGUCGGAUAUAACAAAGAAUGAGAUUACAGCUGGUGCGGAGAUUUUAAUGCAGAAAAUUAAAACGUAUCGGCCGAAAAUUGUUGCAUUUAAUGGACGGGGUAUCUAUGAGGUUUAUGCAGGAAAUAAACAUUUUCAUUAUGGAAAACAGCCAGAAUUAUUUCUUGGAACAGAUACUCAUGUUUUUGUUAUGCCAUCUUCAAGUGCUCGUUGCUCCCAAUUACCUCGUGCUGAGGACAAAUUACCGUUCUAUGUUGGUUUAAGGAAACUACGAGAUUUUGUAAAUGGAUCAUUACAUUCGCUAAACGAAGCUGAGAUCACUUUUCCCGAUAUCAAAAUCAAAGAUACAGACGAUGUCUCGCAGAAAACAGUUAUAAGAAUUAGUAACACGCCAUUCUCGGAAUUGUCAGAAGAAAGACUAAAACCAUACGGUGGCAAGAUUCCUUCGGGUCAGAUGAUAUCGAAACAUCCUCAUCCACCUGUAUCUGCAUCACCGCCAAGUCUGAUUUUUAAUACUGAAGCAUUGACAACACAAACAAUGUCUAUUUUACACAAUACAAAUCAGCAAACAAAUGAAAAUAUACUCACGCAUGAUCAACCAAUGCAACGUGUUUCUUUUCAAACAAAUAGAAAUCUCAUACAAUCAAAUAGUCAGACAUCUAUGUCGACAAAUGGAUCAAUAUCAACGAAAAAUUCUUUCUGUGAGAAUCCAUCUUCGAAUACUAAUGCAGCUGUACUUGCUGCAUUAGCGAAUGGAAGUUACAAUUCUUCAUUAUCAUCGAGUCAAUCUCAACAAACCUAUUAUUUACCAGCACCACAAACUGUUCGUGUCAAUGGGCAACAAGUAUCUAAUACGACAUGUUUAUCUUUGAAUAACAACUCCGCAGUCAUAAAUUCUCGACUACCAACUUCAGCAACACCCUAUUCAUCUUAUGUAAUUCACCAUCAACCACAACCAUCAACAGUUAAUCAUUCAAAUCUUCCAUCUUUACCUUCGGCGUCUCCGGUUAUUUCGCGUCCAUUGCUAGUUGUAAAAUCAUCAGACCCAUUACCAUCAUUUGACACGAUUCGUCAACCAUCACCAUUAACAAUUCGUGCACAAUCAAUACCAUCUUCGAAAGAUUCUCCGUCCAGUCAACAAUCAGUAGCAAAGCCCACACUUAUUGUUGUUCCCUCAGCUGCGAAACCAGUACCAUUAACCCUCACGAAUUCUUCAACAAUUGUUCUCCCAAAACUAUCGAAGCCUGCCGAGAAACCUUCGAUAAAUUCAAUAGACGAUCUUCCAUUCGUUCGUUACGAACGUGACUCUGAUUCCGCGAAUGCUGACCAAUUUCGUUUUUCUUAUAUCAUUGACGAACAUUCACCAGCAUUACACAAACGUUUACGAUACGUAUCAAUCAAUGAUCUAUAG